AUGCCUCCUAAAGUUCCAGCUACGACUGUCAAGGACAGGUUUUUGAAAGUUGCCAAGAGUUUACAAUUUGCGUGGUUUGCAGGCCACUUCCUAGUUGUGGUCAGCUCUUUGCUGUAUUUGUUCAGGUUCUGUGAGACCUUGUACCGCUGUGCGUACGUUGGUGUGUUGGCGUCAUUUGGUAUUAUCACGUACCAGCAGGGUCUGCACCAGCAGUUGUCGCUGUCGCUGUUGACCAAUGAGAAUGUGUUGUACUUUGCGUUGGCGCUGGUGUGGUUCUUCACCCCCAGGUUCAGUCUGUCGCUAGUGCCAUACUUCAUGUUCUCUGUGUUCCAUGUGCUAGUGUACUUGAAGACCACGCUGUUGCCCCAAGUGUUCAACCAGACCGUGGAGUCCAAGAGCAAAGUUGUUAUGUUUAUCGACAAGUUUGUGUUGGACUACAACGAGAGGUGCAUGUACUGGGUCUCGACCACCGAGCUGCUGAUGCUGUUCCUGCUGUUCGUGAGAGCAGUGUUGUUCUUCUCCCGCUCCUGGAUCGUGCUCGUGGUGUUCACGCUGUUCAUCAAGGUCAAGUACGAGACUUCUAAGUACAUGCAGGCCGCCUUCGCGCAGUGGAGAGUGAGAAUGGACGGUGUCAUCUCGCACCCAAGCGUCCCACCCCAGAUCAAGUCCCUGUACAACCAGUUGAAGUUCCAGCUGGUGCAAUUGUCCAAGGUCACCAUCACCAGAGCAGCACCAGGCACCCAUGGAUCUACUAGUGCUUCUACUGGUUCUACUGGCACCAGUACCAGCACCAGCACUAGCACCUCCGGUGCUAGUGCCAGUGCCACUGCCACCCACUCCGCAAAGAUGGACUAA
Nakaseomyces glabratus is the source of this 855-nucleotide messenger RNA. RefSeq names its product nucleoporin POM33 (gene POM33). The record is from RefSeq and is a predicted model, not a curated record. Gene Ontology annotation, biological process: membrane organization; endoplasmic reticulum tubular network organization. Gene Ontology annotation, cellular component: endoplasmic reticulum; membrane. NCBI's taxonomy places the organism in Eukaryota, Fungi, Ascomycota, Saccharomycetes, Saccharomycetales, Saccharomycetaceae.